UUACAACCCCGUCCCGUCUGCUGCCUGCGUGUCAAUAGAACAACAACAACAAAACACCAACUUUAACAACAACAAUAUUAACAACAAACUAACAACAACAACACUCCCAUCACACAUGAAGGAAUUACGGAAGAAGAAGAAGUAGAGUUUCGACAGGGAGCAACACCAUGAGCUGGUUCGACACUGCAGGCUUCACUUCUCUAGCCAAGUCAGCGCUGAAAGAAGCACAAAGGACCAUUGACAAGGCGCUUGAUAUUGAUGAAAAUAAUGAAAAUGCAGAGCCAGCACCAGCGCACAAGGGAAUAUCAGAAAAGCUUCGCGAUGAGUCGGAGAAUUUCUUUGCCUCGUUUGGGCUCGAGAAGAAGAAAUCCCCUCUUACCCCUGCAAAUACUCCGGUGGAACCUGCGCCACUUCCCAAAGAUAUUUCAGAUACUGAGGAAGAUGAAGAUGGGGAUAAGUCAAGUGCAUCUAGUGCUGCUAUGGUUGGAAGUCUGUGGGGAUCUUUCACGGGCUCCUUCUUUGAUAACACAUCUGCGAAUAAGAAAGAGACUCAAGAUACUCCCGAGACUCCCAGCAGCUCUCAGAAGAAGAUAGUAGCAACACAGCCUCCCCGCAGCAGCACGAGCUUACCCAGUCUACAGCUGCCCAAGAGCCCUGUCUCUACCCAGCCACGCACAGCUAGUCUUGAAGAGUAUCAGAUUGACAGCACUGGCAGCCAGGAGACAACUGGCAAAGAAGCUAUAGGUGUGCAGCCAUCAAAAAACAGCCCAGAUGUGGGAGAUGCAUCUGCAACUCAAGAAUGGGGUUGGGGAUGGGACAGCAGCAUAAUGGUGAUGUCGAGUGACCAACAGCAAUUAGAAGGUGAACUUAAUGCAUCUCAGGGAGAAAUCGAUGGCCGGGAAGAUAGUUUAGUAGAUGAUGACGACGAAGACGGCUUUUCUCGUAGUCGCUUGGUUGUUGGAAGUGUUGACAGUGACGGAUUUUCACGGCAGGAAAGCCAAGGCUCCCUCUGUGGCAGAUCCAUCGACUUGGACGUUCCGUCAGUCAUAUCAGAGGAUGUGUUUGACUCGGGGCAGGCAGAACAGGCAGAGAUAGAGAGAGAAAAUGGUGCCACUGCCAAGAGUGAUGUAUCGAGUGAUGAUAGAAGUGCUAGCGAAAGUAGGUUAAGUGAAAGGAGAACUACUGUGUCCAGUGGCAACUCUGAAGUGAACACACCUGAAAGUAUUGUUUUAUUGACUUCUGAUAGUUCCCCCGAUGGUGAGGUGGCAAGUAUUGAGGCCUCUGCUGCCAGUAAUGCUAAUCUGACCAUCAAUUUGUCUGCAGUCGGGACCAGUCCUAUUAGUUCCCCAGACUCCAUAGAAGUCCUUGGUUCUUGUAGUGUUGUUACAUCACCGUCUUCUAUAGAGGUAUUAAGUGGAAUUUCAUCAAGUGACUCAUCUCCAACUCAUCAAGAUUCCUGUAGCAUAACUCUAACAGAAGACAGAAGUCCUCCAACCAUCUCCUUGCAACCCAUUACUCGACCUCCAUCAAAGCGUGAUCAUGAGCCACCCCAGUGUGAUCAGUUAGUUGUAUUUCAGGAAAGUAUUGUUAGUGAAAAGACACUGCUAAGUAAAGACAGUGAAAUCAAACCGUCUGAUGAAGUUUCUGCUAGUCAGAAGGCUGUGGUCAAACAGCCUACAUUUUGGGAUAAGGAAGAAUCAAUGUACCCCAAAGAUGGUGAUUCCUGCUCGCACUCUGGGAGCAGUCUGUUGGAAGACUUAUCAGCGAGUGAAAGUAUCCACAGUACGUCGACCUCGAGUACCCACACAGUGUUAGAUACUAGUGCGAUUAUACAAGCAAGUGAUCCCCACUUGCUGUCUACUUCUCCCGAACCUCAGAGUUUUGAAUCCUUGGCACGACAAGUCACCGAACCCAUACCAAAGCCUGCUGAGGAUAAUGAAGUUUCAGAAAACAGAACAGAAACUGACAUUGCAGCGUUACCUCUGGACAUAUCCGUGGAAAGUGGUGGUAGUUCGGACACAAUAACGGCAUCGUUGGAUUCAUCACAGAUGGCCUUGUCCUACAAGUCUCACACUGGUAUCAGUGAGAGUGAUCAGGAACUGAAAGAGUCUGAGGAGAACACCAUGAGUACGUCUGGAGGCUCGGUCGUUAGGUGUCUCCUGGAGGAAGCAAUUGGCGACGAAGAGGCUGUAAGCAAUAACUCUUCUCCCCCUGAGAGAGAACACUCUCCAUCAUCAUCUGAAAGGUCUGAAGCCUUAAAAGUUGGAUCUGGGCACACCUCAGGUCACAGUUCUGGAGACGAGAUUGAAACAACAACAUCUUCAGACAUAGAAGUCAUAUCAAGCCCCAGUUUAGAUGGAAGCACUGUAGCAAGAGGUUCUGCAGCUGCAUCACGUGUGUGGGCUUCAGCACAGAGGGGACUACGCUCGUUCCUGAAUGACAGGUCUGAGUCUCCUGCGUCAGACUCUUCGAGUAACAACAAGAAGAAUAAUACUGAUAAAGCGGAGACAGUGCCUUCGUCAAUGACGACUAGCUUCACCAGCAUCAGCGAAUCAGAGGGUGAAUCCUCCUCUUCUCACGUCCUUGUACUCAGCCACCUGACUCUAGAUCCAUCGUCCAUCUCCCAGGUCCUGCAGGAUUUGCCUUAUGUUGAGAAAGGCCAUCGCAGAAAUCAGUCAAAUUUCUCCGAGACAAGCGAAAGCUCAUCAGAACCUCAUUCACCUGAGAUGGAAAAACUACUCAAGAAAGUGUCCCAUUUAACGGAAGUGCUUGAAGCUCGGGAGACUAAGCUAAUGGAACUCAGCCAAGUUAACGCUGCCCUACAGGACACAAACCUACGGAUGAAGACACGCAUAGAAGAACUAGAAGGUGGGGGAGGGAACGAUGCAACAGAAUCUCUACGGGAGGAAUUCACACAGAGGUUGGUGACAAUGGAGAGGAAGUUCCAGCAAGCCCUUAGGGAAAAGGAAGCGACUAAAAAGCAGUUGGAGGAAGUUCGGGCAGAGGCAGCGACAAGGCUGAGCUCUGCUGAGGUAGCCAGGGAACGCGAAGAGCGAGACAUUGUGAUAAAAGAACUGAGGGAGGAGGGUGAAAAGCUCAGCAAGCAACAGCUCAGUUAUUCCAAUAUUGUGAAGAAGCUGAGAUCAAAGGAGAAGGAAAAUGAGACGACCAUCAAAACACAAAAAGACAAACUCGAGGAACAGUCUAGGGAACUGGAUCGCUUAAGGAAACAGCUGUCUGCCAAAGAAGAGAUGGAAAGGAGACAAAUCGAUGCGGUUUGUCAGCUGAAUGUCAACAACCAGCGGCUGGAGCAGAUGAUCAAAGACACCAAUGCUGAGAAUGCAGAGUUGGAAGGAAAGAUGAGUGCUCUUAAGAAUGCACUUGAUACUGCAUACAAAGAAAUGACCGAACUUCAGAGACUAGCUGCGACAAAAGACGCAGAAGCCCAAGAACAGGCCCUGAGUGCUGAGGUAGAAUUACGGAAGCAGCUGGAAUCAACCUUAGCUGAGGCACAGGCUCAAGCUCAUAGGGAACAGGAAGCUUUGAUGGCUCAGGUAGUAGAACUUCAGGACUCUUUAUCAAGAGCAGAAACCCAAGCAAACAGGAAAGAAAGGCAGUUGCGUGCGGACAUUAGUGAGCUACAGCAGAGAGUUUCCGAGGCCGAAGCCCGAUCAGAGGAACUGUCCGGUGCAGUCAGCGCUGCUACGAGGCCUCUCUUGAGACAGAUGGAAAAUCUACAGUCCACUCACAGCACGCAGCAAGCAACUUGGGAGUCAUUAGAGUCGACACUUACUCGCAGACUAACUGAAGCGCAAUCGGCAGCAGCAGCGAACAGCGAGAAAGAGAGAGCGAUGCGUGAACAGUAUGCGGAAGUUUCAGCCACAGCCGCAGCUCUCCAAACACAAGUGGCAAACUUAAGGGCCGAAAACACAAAGCUGUCAUCACAGGUGGAUCUUGUUACCUCGAAAGUAGAGACUUUAACGGAAGUACGACACAAAGAAAAUACUCAAAUAGAGGCUUUGAAAGCUUCAUUUGCGGAGGAAAUUGGUGAAAUCAAGAGGGAGAGAGACAGCUUGGAACAGCAGCUGGAAAUCGAGAAGACAGCACUGGCCGCAGAGAAGAAAAAAUCCCAUUCCCUUCAGGAUCAGGUUAAAGAACGAGAGAAGAGGCUGCUCCAGUAUGCCUCUGGAGCUGUCGAGAGUCACGCCAGCACUCCGCGCUCAUCCCCAACGCCUUCCUUGUCGCGAAUUUCAGUCUCAGGGUCCCUCAACGAGUCAUUCACCGGAUCUCAGUGGGGAGAUGAAGUGUUCGAAUCAAGCUGGUCCCGAGGUACGUCACUGUACGACUCGGUUAGAGGUAAUACAACGGCAGCUGUCGAUGCUCUCACAUCACAGCUACGUCAGCGAGAAGGAGAAGUACAUCACCUGCAGAGUGAAAUUACAAGGUACGAAGCGCAGCGUGAGAGCUUAGCUCAGGAAUUAGUGUCCGUGACUACACAAUUAGAUGCGCUGCAGAAUCAACUGCAAGACUUUCAGGCUCUUCAGCAGCAGUACAAGGAUAUGGAACAAAAAUAUAAUGCCUUAUUGCAGAUGCAUGGAGAGAAAGUGGAGGAAGUGGAAGAGCUGCGACUUGAUCUGGCCGACGUCAAAGAGAUGUACAAAGCUCAGAUCGACCAGCUUUUGCAGAAGUAGCAAUCAGGAUUUUGAGCAAGUCUGUGAUUAGUGCCUCUGGGUACACAGAACAUUUUGUUUCUUCCAGUCAUAUUAGUGAGAUGAAGAAAUAUUAGUGAGAUGAAGAACUGUGUUGUGUCUGUGGUAUAAUUAAACAGUGAAGUGUGAUAUAAUCUGAAGACUAGGAUUUGUGGGUACCUGACGUUGGACUCCCUUGGUUGGGGGCUUUGAAAAACACUGUGAAUAUCCUUAAGAUUUGACAGUUUUUGAUAAAUCACAUUUACUGGGAGUAUCUGAGGAAAAGCUCCAAAGACUAGUUCAUCUUCACGGUGAUUAGUAUUUUCCAUUCUACUGAUAUCAUCUCUUCUUAUGCAAAUUUAGAGAAAAUUUACAGUACAGUGAUACACUCAUUUAUCAUGAAUACUUACUGUUAAGAUUUUAUGUCAGUUUUGCUUAUUUCAUACAGUUUAUUUAGUAAAACAAUGUUGUUUGUUGAAAUGUUUGGAGUGGAACAAUCUUGUACAGUAAUUAUUUGCACCGUAUGCAAAAAUACAUGUUUUAUAUUUAAUAAUGCACUGCAGUGUGACAAGAAAUUAUAAUUACAAGAUUGGAUUUUAAUGGAUAUCAUAAAAAAAUUUAUUAAACGCAAAACGAAUCAACCAUACGCAAAACGAAUCAACCAUACACACACUUCAUCCACUGCUAAAUGCAGACUACUAGUCGGUUUUAUAACAUUGUACGUAUUCUUAAGUUGUUAUCGGUUGGUAAUUUAUAGGUUUGUAAUUUUCCAUUGUGAUUUCUUACUUUUUCCAUUAGUUUUAGGAUCUUUCUUGUUAUUUUUUGUCUUAAAUAAUGAAUGAUUAUCUAUUCCAAAUUGAAACUUUUGUCAUUCAAGUGUCACUGUAGGGUAAAUACCAGCAGUAUAUGGAUUUGUUAGAGCCUGUCAUGUUAUUUUUGUUAUACUUGAGAGUAUAUUCCUAUAUUUCUAUCCACAAAGCACUUACUUGAUUCUUUCAGUAUGGUAGGAGUGCCAUGUAUAUGUUAGCGUCUUAUAUGAGAGAAAAUAUUUGCUUUAAUGUGACAUGACUACCUUUAUAGAAAGUUUUGGAAAAUAUUUUAAUCAUUAAACAUUCUUGCACUUUACCAGAGCUGGAAAAUAUAUUUCCAAAAAUAUGGAUCAUAUACGAUUCAAGAAAGGUUGGCUGAAAAACUGCACUGCUACUUAUUUUGAGAACAGGAAAUUUUGAGUGGCUCAAGACAACUUACGUCCUCAUUAAAUUCCAGAAACUGUCUGAUAAUAUUCAUUACCAACUUGUAAGUCUUGAAUAUCCCAAUGUGACUCACAUAUAAAAAUCAGGCACAAAAGUGACCCUUUUUCUAUUUACCAGUGUGCAGACGAUUAGGAAGGGGUGCCAAACUAAGAUAUUAUCAGCAGUCUUUUAGCCUCAAGAUAUUCAUAAAAUCAACCAGUGGCCAUAAACAUUAUAUAAAUAGUUUCAAUUUAAUUUAACUACACCAAGUCAUAAUGAAGUUUUUUUUUUUUUUUUUUUGGUUUUUUUUUUUUUUUUUUUAUCAGCAGCACCAGAUUUUGUUAGUCAUUUGAGAUGUGGUAAUAUUGUACAUUUUCUAUUGCUAAGAGGGGUCAUUUGAACCAGCAGAUAUUUCAUUGAUGUGCUUAAUUUGUGGCAACUCAACCAGCAUAAUUUGUGGUGAAACUAAUUUACGUAUUGUGUUGUUUUGUUUCCAUUCUUAGUUGUUCUAGGUAUACUGAAAUGUAACGCAUUCAACACACAAAAUUGGAUUAAAUAAACAUCAUCUGCUCGAUGUUACUGUUUUGUUUAAAAACUGUAGUCAUUCACUACACUUGUUGAUAUAACAGACUGAUUUGUAAAUAUAGGUCAUAUCCAUGAAUGGUCUAUGAAAUAUUGUAUAUUAUUUGUAAAUAAGAAUAGUUAUUUAUUAUGCAUCUGGAAUAUAUUUACAUUUGUUAUAUAUCAGUUUUGUAAGUUUUCAUUUCAUUCGCUCUUAUUAAGAAACAGCAUAUUUAUUGAAUGAUCUUGGAUACUUUGUUGUUGUUGUUCUCGUAGUUUUCAAUACCGUCCCUGGGUGUUUUGAGAGGGCUGGCUGUAUAGGCACUUCCGCUAAGUUAAUCUGAGGAACGUACUGUCUCACUUUCAGUUGGUCUUAUCAGUAAUCCACAUGAGUAUGUGAACAUCAGAGUUAAAUUACUGAGUCCCAAACAAAUUGCUUUUCUGUGACUUGAUUGCAUUGGCAUACAAUGAGUUUAUAUAAGAAGUUGCCUUUCUGUGAAUUGAUUGCACCGGCAUGAAAUGAGUUUAUAUAUGUUACAUAUGGUUAAAAUUAUAACAUAGUUUGACAUACCCAUUUUAUUCUUAACAUAGUAUAAAGAUUUAUGUUCUUAUUUUUCCCUUUCUCCGAUUCAUUUUUCUAUCUAGAGAUAUAAACUUUUAUGCACUUUUUUACAUAAAAAAGGCUGCAACAAAUUUAAAGCAUGUAAAUUAUAUUUUCAAGGAAUAAUUAAUCAAAUGAUAAACCCCUAUUCAUAGGAACAAGCCUUUCAACUUGCCAAGUUUAAUUUACAAUGCAGAACAAAAAAAUGCUUUGGCAUUGAACUUUGUGAUUGCUGAUUUUCUAUCGAAAUUACUGU
Macrobrachium nipponense is the source of this 7338-nucleotide messenger RNA. Its product is annotated as TATA element modulatory factor-like. Bases 168 to 4691 code for a protein of 1507 amino acids. The record is from RefSeq and is a predicted model, not a curated record. The transcript has 27 exons. Lineage: Eukaryota; Metazoa; Arthropoda; Malacostraca; Decapoda; Palaemonidae. Gene Ontology annotation, cellular component: Golgi apparatus; endoplasmic reticulum.